AUGUCUCUCCUUUGGCAUAUCGGUAAUGACGUUGAGAACGUUGGCUUGGCCGACUUCAACCUAUGGAAUGGAGACUUCAACUUUCUGCCAAGUUUCAGCACCAGAUCAGUUGUGCCCCCAGAUAUACAAGGUCAUGUCCGAGGACGUGUUUUCCAAUCUGGUACCGGCACAAUGCAUGCCAAAGAACAGGAUGAUCAGGCCACCGUCACGGAAAUAUACCGCACCUCAAGCCGUAUCUACUUUUUUCGUCAGCUGAGAGAUCGAGUGAGCCUGACACAGUCGAAUACCACGAGAGCAUACCCGCCGUUCAUGGCACGAGCGCAGAUUCGCAAACUCAGAACGUUCGCUAUAGGGAUUUUACGCACCUUGCCUAGCAACUCCCUGUUCAACAGCGCACGGCUCUUUCCGCUUGGACUCAUCGGUCCUGAGCUUACCUACGAGAAUGAUCAAGCAUUUGUAUUGCAGAAGCUGAAGCUACUUCUGGAAACGUUACACUUCGAUGUCUUCCGGUCGUUCGCAGGGGACCUUGCAAAAAGCUGGGUUCAGUCUCGGUUCCGCGACUACGCUGCUCGCGCGGAUCGUCCUCACAACGCAACAAUCAGAUUAAUUGGUUAG
Messenger RNA from Cladophialophora yegresii CBS 114405, 615 nucleotides. RefSeq lists its product as uncharacterized. NCBI's taxonomy places the organism in Eukaryota, Fungi, Ascomycota, Eurotiomycetes, Chaetothyriales, Herpotrichiellaceae. Bases 1 to 615 code for a protein of 204 amino acids. The transcript has a single exon. The record is from RefSeq and is a predicted model, not a curated record.